GGCCCCGUCGGCUGAGGAGGGAGGGACGCGGACGCGCACCGGAGACGCGGGUGGGCUCCGCGCAGAGUGGCGGGCUCCGGGGCGGAGGCGGGGAUGGGGGCGGGGGCGGUGGCGCCUCCUCCACUCAGGCGUCUGCGCCCGGGACCCCCCGGCCGCGCGGGGGGACGGACCGACUGACGUACCUCGCGCGCCCCCGCCUCCGUCCCCGCCCCCGCCUCAUCUUCCCCGAGCGCCCGGGGCUCACGGGCUGAGGCGCUUCUCUCUCUCGCCGCCUCUCGCCGCCCCUCGCCGCGGCCCUUUCUCUCGGCAGCACCUCGGAGUCCCUCGUCCCGGUGGCGGCGGCAGCGGGGACCCGAGCAGCGGCGAGCGGCCUCGAGGAUGAAGUGCAAGCCGAACCAGACGCGGACCUACGACCCGGAGGGGUUCAAGAAGCGGGCGGCGUGCCUGUGCUUCCGGAGCGAGCGCGAAGACGAGGUGCUGUUAGUGAGUAGCAGUCGGUACCCGGACCGCUGGAUCGUGCCGGGCGGGGGCAUGGAGCCCGAGGAGGAGCCGGGCGGUGCUGCAGUCCGCGAGGUGUACGAAGAGGCGGGAGUCAAGGGGAAGUUGGGCCGGCUCCUGGGCAUUUUCGAGCAGAACCAAGAUCGCAAGCACAGAACGUACGUGUAUGUACUGACUGUCACUGAGAUUCUGGAGGAUUGGGAAGAUUCGGUUAGCAUUGGGAGGAAGCGAGAGUGGUUCAAAGUCGAAGAUGCGAUCAAGGUUCUCCAGUGCCACAAGCCCGUGCAUGCCGAAUAUCUGCAAAAACUAAAGCUGGGCGGUUCCCCAACCAGUGGAAACUCCAUGGCCCCGUCCCCGCCAGAGAGCGAUCCCUAAUGAACAGCAAAGAUAUCCAGGAUUGCUUUGAAAGAGUCAUUGAUGUGAACCACUGAUGAAUGGAAUUGGCAAGUAUAGGUGAGCACUUCCAUGCUUCCAAGGAGACAGCUCAUCUGGUUUUCCUCCUACAUCUUGGGACACUCCUUCCCUGUCUAUUCCACUGACUCCUCUUGCCCUGGUGAUUGUACUAUUGUAUGUGAACAGACUCUUAUUCAGCACCCGUAGCCUUUUAUUGUGCUUUUUUGAUAUGUCUGCCUUCUCCAUUAGACUAUGAUAUCCUUGAGAGCAAGGACCACACUUCCUUACUCUUUGCAUAUUCUGCAUCUUAGACACUACUUGAAAUAUGGUUGGCAUCACUGAAGGUUCUUUGAUUCAACUCAUAUUUUAUAAUCACUACAUGGCAAAACGUUCCCCUUCCAAUCUGGUGCUAGUAGAGUAUAUGCUGUCCAGGCACCACGUGUGUGGCUUUUCUGUAUCAGGUGUUUCAGAAACUUUUCAAGGCAGUUGUAAGAUAUUCAAGGACAAGAAUUAUUACUCAUAUUUCUAAGGCAUACCACACAGUGGCUAGCACAGUUUUAAGAUUACCCAUCACUUAAGGCAACAUUCUGUAGAAUCAGUCCUUUAUGUAACAACUUCAGUGUUUUUGUACUGUUGUUAAUUUGCUUAAAAUUUUAUUCAAAAAUAUCACUUGCUAUAAAAGUAACUAUAAAAAUAAAUACAAUGAACAUAAGAUAAUGUGCUUUUUAUAAAAUUUUAAAAUGAUAUACAAAUAACAAAUUUAAUGUUUUUGCACUGCCCUAACCACCUCUUCCAUGUAAUCUUAACAUCUCUUUGAAGAAAAGAUGGUUUUUCUUAUUUUUCAGAUUCAGUAUACUGUAUUAUUUGAUGCCAGAGGCAAAAAGACUGCUAUAGGCAGUUUCCAAAGUUAAUCAUGCCUCUUAGCUUGCCUAGGUUUCUUUUGCAUCUCUUAGUGAUUCAGUUAGCCACAGUUUUCCUCCCCUUUUCCAAUACAUCAGCUAGCUCCUCAUCCCCCCUGGUUUCUGCAUGUGAGAAUGCAGAGGACUGAAAGACAACUAAAUUGUUGUCACUUGGCAAAGGCAUUGGGGGGAAAAAAAACUUCUGUUGGGGGGGGGACCGAAAAUGAAAGAUUUAGAGAGGACUUGGGUCAGCUACCUCCAGGAGAUCAACUUUAAGAAAAUGACAAAGGUGUUUAGAGGAAGUUUUAUGGAGUUCUGCCAUGGGGUUUGUGAUGUCAGCACUCUUCCCCAGCUCCCUACAAAGGCCCUAAAGUGGCUUUAAUAUGGUAGUUUUCUUUCUUUUGCAUUGUAAAGCAAUUACAUCAGGAAAAAAAUGGGCUCCAUUUGAGUGUUACACCCUUCCUCAUGUUAACAGUGAAAUAUAUUUAUUUAUUAAUUGUUCCCCCAACCUUUACAGAAUUUGAAAUAAAAACACACCUCCCCAACAUAUUGGGGUUUUUUAGGUGUGAUAUGGUACUGUG
Globicephala melas (long-finned pilot whale) is the source of this 2371-nucleotide messenger RNA. RefSeq names its product nudix hydrolase 11 (gene NUDT11). Gene Ontology annotation, cellular component: cytoplasm; nucleus. Gene Ontology annotation, molecular function: bis(5'-adenosyl)-hexaphosphatase activity; bis(5'-adenosyl)-pentaphosphatase activity; endopolyphosphatase activity. Gene Ontology annotation, biological process: diphosphoinositol polyphosphate metabolic process; diadenosine hexaphosphate catabolic process; adenosine 5'-(hexahydrogen pentaphosphate) catabolic process. Lineage: Eukaryota; Metazoa; Chordata; Mammalia; Artiodactyla; Delphinidae. The record is from RefSeq and is a predicted model, not a curated record.